Molecule: messenger RNA, 990 nt
Organism: Paramacrobiotus metropolitanus
Lineage: Eukaryota; Metazoa; Tardigrada; Eutardigrada; Parachela; Macrobiotidae
Exons: 3
Coding region: 150-770 (206 amino acids)
Source: RefSeq, a predicted model, not a curated record
AUUACUUCAGCCAACAUCCUAUUCAGCGUCCAUUUUAGAUUGAGUUUUAAUUUCAAUACACGUGAUCUUCUUUAGCCUUUUUAAUAAUUAUUUGCUUCCUUAAAGUCAGCACAAGGUACUUUCCUGAGCGCAGUAAAUUAACACGGACCAUGGCCGUCGUAAACGUUUUUCAGGAUGGUGCGUGUAAGAACCUUGCGAAAGAGGUGAUGCUCUCAUCACCAGGAGCCACCGCACGAGUAUUCUGGCACAUUGACCAGCAUAACUACCAUACUGGCGACUUGUCGGAGCAUUUCGUGGAAAACAUCGCUGGCUCGCUAGCGCAGCUGAUAGCGCAAUACCACGCUCUGUCCGCUUCGGAGAUCAGCGUGGAAGCCCACUGCAACUUUUCCAGCUGUAAAGUUCUGACGGAUAUGGUCUGGUAUCUGGGCCAGUAUCAUAUUCCUGUAAAACGCCACAUGAACCCUACUAUAAUGACUGCCCAGCAAGCCAUAAUGCUACGACUUCAUUCAUUGCACGGGAGCGACAUGAAUGGUGACACAAAGUUCCCCGUAUGCCUUAUUACCGAUGAUGAAAGAUUGAUUUACGACUGCCUGCAAUUACUGGAAACCCGUAUGAUCUUAUGCACCACUCUUACGGAGUGGAAUUCAGCGGGCGUCGUUCAGGUUCUGCAGAGCGGUGGGCACGUUUAUCAAUGGAGUAAAGAAUACGGCGUCGGAGUCAAGUAUCCGGUCUUUGACGGACUAUUAAACCCCGCCAUUCAGUAUGGUUGAGCUACUGUCCAUUUGUCAAUACUUAAAAUUAAGGAAUUUGAGAGCAUCGUUGCUAAUUUGUUGCUGUCACUUAACCGUUAAGACUUACUGUUAAGAACACUGUACUGUACAUAAUUGAAUUGUGCAGUUAAAAUUACUCGUGUACAUAUACUAUAGAACUAUAAUUAAUGCGAAAGCUAUUGAUCAAGUAUUGCCGCACGACUUGCGAGUACAUACUUAA